UUCAGCCGACGAAAUAACCCCUCAUUCUGAAUUGAUGUCUCAUGUCGACCGACCGAUCAUGAGCAAUCACAUCAUCGCCAACUCGCAUUGCGCGUGUUCCCCCUCUUCGAAAUUAUCCGCUGUUCAACGCUCAACGAUCCAAUACUCAGCCUUCUUAUCGUGGAUUUAUUUUUGUGCACCCGAGAUAUCCGGCAGAAUUGAUCUUGGAUUGAUCAGAAUUACUAAUUGUCCGAGAAUCACACGUGGUGGAGAGACUGAUCCUGCUUAUUCUUUGAUUCUCUCUGACAGCCCAUUGGCACUCUAGAAUCUAGAGUUUAAAACGUGCAUUUUUACGAAAUGAUGCAAUCGAUUGACCAAACAAUGAUGCAUUUGCUAUCUAUAUCAAAUUCCUGGGCUUUCCCCUAUUGCUCUUUGCUAAAAUAUUUUGAGCAAAAAUGACAGGCCUAUCUAUUAAACGAGUUGCCGUCAUCGGCUCUGGUAUUAGCGGCGUUGCAGCUGCAGCACAUCUGCUUGCGGAGGGGCUAGAUGUCACCGUGUUUGAAAGGAACAAGGCAGCUGGCGGGGUAUGGCUUUUCGAUGAGCGCACCCCGAUCGAACCAACCUAUCCAGCCACAAAGCCAUCGCAAGGAGAAGUCUCAGGAAACGACAAAGGAAGGGUUGAUAGAAACGACUUGCAGCAUGCGCCACCGGGCCCAUGCUACGUCGGCCUUCAAAAUAACGUCUCCACGCCCCUUCUCAGAACGACACUUAAUGCCUGGCCCGACGGGACCCCGGACGUUGUGAAUCACGAUGUCAUACAGAAAUACAUCCAGGAUACGUCGAGAAAGACUGGUGUAGAGGACGUUACCGUAUGGGGUGCCAGGGUGACUGAUCUCCGUAAAGAUGGAUCGACAUGGCAUGUGAAAUGGACGACUCUACACCGUGAUUCUGCGGGUACCAACGUGGAGGAAGUGCUAUCAGCAUCUUUCGACGCUGUUGUCGUGGCGUCUGGUCACUAUCACGCCCCUCGGGUACCAGACCUACCAGGUCUUUCUAGCGUGAAAGAGAGAUGGCCAGCUCAAGUCCUACAUUCAAAAUCAUAUAGACGGCCGGAUGAAUUUGCAGGCAAGAACGUCCUACUUAUCGGUGGCGGUGUCUCGUCAACUGAUAUUGCUCGCGAACUUGGCCCUUUGGCAAAGAACAUCUACCAGAGUACGCGGAACGGUGUUUUUGAUUUGGCUGCCACUGUUCUACCAGAGAAUGCGGCCAGGGUUAAUGAAAUUGCGUCUUUUGAAAUUAUAGAAGGCGGCGGAAAAUCAGACCCGGAGUCUGGGGACGGCCCGCUUCCAGUUACCGUGCAUCUCAAAGAUACUGAUCAGACCAUCGGCGAUAUUCAUCAAAUUUUCAUAUGUACGGGGUAUCAUAUCACACUCCCAUUCUUGCCGGGCCUCCACGAAGACAAAACUCUGGCCGAUAAUGCGAGUGACACCGUUCUCGUUACGGAUGGGACCCAGAUUCACAAUCUGCAUAAAGAUAUCUUCUACAUUCCCGAUCCGACAUUAGCAUUCAUUGGAGUGCCUUACUACACCGCGACAUUUACUCUUUUUGAAUUCCAGGCCAUAGUCCUAGCCGCAGUCUUCUCCGGCCUUGCCAAGCUUCCCUCCAACGCAAGUAUGAAAGAUGAGUACGCGGAGAAAGUCCGAAUCAAGGGAACUGGAAAGGGCUUUCAUUCUUUGAAAGACCACGAGGAGGAUUAUGUGAAGGAUAUUCUGGACUGGAUAAAUGCGGGACGUGCAGGCUCGGGGUUGCCGCUGGUGCCGGGGUAUUCUGAGACCUGGAUCAAGGCCAAAGAGGUGCAGAGAGAGAGAAUAAAGCAAGCCUCGGAAUCUACAGAGGCAAUCAUCCAGAAAGAGGUCAAGAGAAAAUGGACCAGCUAUAUUUGGGACACAUUUGAUAAGUCGCCAGAAGAGCGCAGACUUCUUUUCAAACUAGACUUUGCAAUUCUAGCUUUUGCGUCUUUGGGAUACUUUAUUAAAUAUUUGGAUCAAAUCAACAUCAACAACGCUUUUGUGUCGGGGAUGAAGGAGGACUUGGGUCUUUAUCAAAAUCAACUCAAUUACAUGCAGGCUUGUUGGACCGUGGGCUAUGUUAUCGGCGAGAUCCCAUCUAAUAUGAUCCUAACUCGGCUUCCACCGCGGUAUUGGAUUCCGGCGGCUGAGGUUUUGUGGUCGGUCCUUACAUUUGCACUCUCACGAGCAAACUCUGCCCGGCAAUUCUAUAUCCUAAGAUUCUUCAUUGGGCUUGCAGAAAGCACUUUUUACCCCGGUAUGCAAUAUAUUGUCGGCUCGUGGUAUCGAAAAGAUGAACUGGCCAAGCGUUCCUGCAUAUUCCACACAAGUAGUGGGAUUGGCAGCAUGUUUUCAGGUUAUCUAAUGGCAUCGGUUUAUCAUUUGCACGGAAAGGGUGGAUUUAAGGGUUGGCAGUGGCUCUUUAUAGUCGACGGCAUUAUCUCGUUGCCAGUUGCAAUCGCAGGAUUUUUUAUUCUUCCUGAUGUACCUGAGAUCAGUAAUCCAUGGUACUUAUCUGAGAAGGAAAUUGCCUUAGCACAAAAGCGCAUGCGUCUGGAAGGCCGAAGUAAUCGACAGCCGUACACCAAAUCCAAAUUCAAGAAGAUAUUCUCGUCAUGGCACAUAUACUUACUUACCCUUUUAUAUAUAACAUUCAAUAACUCUAAUGGAGGUCAACCUAUAUUUGCCCAAUGGUUGAAAACGUCUAAGGAUCCAGUAUAUACGGUUCCACAGAUCAAUUCCUAUCCAACAACGACAUACGCAGUUCAAGUUGUGACUACCCUAAUUUAUGCCUGGACGUCCGAUACUAUUUUCCAAGGCCGACGAUGGCCACCUAUAAUCUUUGGCGCUCUUUCAAAUUUACUAUGCUACAUUUCUCUCGCAGUGUGGAACAUUCCGGCAGGAUGGAAGUGGUUUUGCUAUAUCUACAUGGGCUCAGGUUUUGGUCUGAGCGGCCUUUUGAUGGCUUGGGCUCACGAAAUAUGUUCCGACGAUAAUGAAGAACGCGCAUUAACUAUUGGCACUAUGAACGAGAUGGCAUACGUCUUUCAAGCAUGGCUGCCGCUAAUUGUGUGGCAGCAGGUGGAUGCACCCAGGUAUCACAAAGGAUUUAUUACGUCGAUUGUAAUGUCAAGUAUACUCCUCGUCAGCACCUUUGUGGUUAGGGACCUUCAUCAUAGAGAGGACCGUGCAAAGAGAAGGAAUCAAGAGCGCCAGGCAGAAGAUUCACCGAGUGAUGAUAGGCCACUCAAGGAUCAAACCAGUCCAACACUAACAGGUGUUGAGGUAUGAUUUGAAAACUAUAGAGAUACAAUGAAUACAUAGUAUAGCUUAGAUGUCAAAGCAUGGC
Talaromyces proteolyticus is the source of this 3396-nucleotide messenger RNA. Its product is annotated as pantothenate transporter. The record is from RefSeq and is a predicted model, not a curated record. Gene Ontology annotation, molecular function: NADP binding; N,N-dimethylaniline monooxygenase activity; flavin adenine dinucleotide binding. The transcript is spliced from 18 exons. NCBI's taxonomy places the organism in Eukaryota, Fungi, Ascomycota, Eurotiomycetes, Eurotiales, Trichocomaceae. Gene Ontology annotation, biological process: transmembrane transport. Bases 435 to 3338 code for a protein of 967 amino acids. Gene Ontology annotation, cellular component: membrane.